Messenger RNA from Hibiscus syriacus, 1378 nucleotides. RefSeq names its product 12-oxophytodienoate reductase 3-like. The transcript has 5 exons. Lineage: Eukaryota; Viridiplantae; Streptophyta; Magnoliopsida; Malvales; Malvaceae. Gene Ontology annotation, biological process: oxylipin biosynthetic process; jasmonic acid biosynthetic process. The record is from RefSeq and is a predicted model, not a curated record. Gene Ontology annotation, molecular function: FMN binding; oxidoreductase activity. Gene Ontology annotation, cellular component: peroxisome. The coding region runs from base 106 to 1296 and encodes 396 amino acids.
ACUAUUUCUAAGUGUGGGUUUCUCUUAAUUCCCCCAAUUGCAGUAUACCAUCAAUAAAUCCAUUUGCAUACCAUCGAGUUUUGUAGAAAAAAAGGAAGAGUAACAAUGGCAGAAACCCAAUCUCAAGGAACCCCAACGCUGUUUUCUCCUUACAAGAUGGGAAAGUUUAAUCUUUCUCACAGGGUGGUGCUGGCGCCUAUGACGAGAUGCAGGGCGUUGGAUGGAAUUCCAAGGCCGGCGCUUGCUGAAUAUUACACCCAGAGGACGACUCCCGGCGGCUUUCUCAUCACCGAAGGGACACUGAUCUCCGACACUGGCGCAGGGUUUCCACAUGUUCCUGGAAUCUACAAUGAAGAACAGGUGGAGGCAUGGAAGCCGAUCGUGGAUGCUGUUCAUGCCAAAGGAGGCAUCAUUUUCUGUCAACUGUGGCAUGUAGGCCGAGCAUCUCAUUCAGUGUAUCAACCUGGUGGAGCGGCACCGAUAUCAUCAACAAAUAAGCCCGUCUCAGACAGGUGGAGAAUUCUUAUGCCUGAUGGGAGCUAUGGCAUAUAUCCAAAACCUCGACCUCUUGAAACCUCAGAAAUACCAGAGGUUGUAGUGCAUUACCGCAAGGCAGCCUUGAAUUCCAUUCGAGCAGGUUUCGAUGGAAUUGAGAUUCAUGGAGCACAUGGCUAUCUCAUUGACCAAUUUUUAAAAGACGGGAUCAAUGAUCGCACAGAUGAGUACGGUGGGUCGUUGGCAAACCGUUGCAAAUUCUUAAUGCAAAUUGUUCAAGCAGUAGCUUCAGCCAUUGGUAUAGAUAGAGUUGCUGUCAGAAUUUCGCCCGCAAUUGAUCACCUAGAUGCAAUGGACUCUAAUCCGCUCAACCUAGGCUUGGCAGUGAUUGAGAGACUUAACAAGCUCCAGUUACAGCUGGGGUCAAAACUUGCUUAUCUUCAUGUGACACAGCCUCGUUAUCAUGCUUAUGGGCAAACCGAAUCAGGCAGACACGGGAGUGAAGAUGAGGAAGCUUAUUUAAUGAGGACAAUGAAGAAGAUUUACCAGGGAACUUUAAUGUGCAGUGGCGGAUUCAAUAGGGAGUUGGGAAUGCAAGCUGUGGUGGAGGGUGAUGCAGAUCUGGUGUCUUACGGCCGUCUUUUCAUCUCAAAUCCUGACCUAGUCUUGAGGCUGAAGGUUAAUGCACCUUUAAAUAGGUACAUUAGGAAGACAUUUUAUACUCAGGAUCCUGUUGUCGGAUAUACAGACUAUCUAUUCCUGAGUGAAGAAAAAGGUACCCAAGUACAGUCACGCCUUUGAUGUGGAAUCGCCAUUGAUUGUUAAACAUCAAACAUUUUCCAUAAAGUUGAAUGAGCAAUUACUAUGUUAAAACAAUGUAAGA